AUGGCUGGUGCUGGCAAGCGUCGUGCCAAGGCUGAGGCCGCCGCCUCGUCUUGCGGCGAGCCUUCGUCCUCCGGAGGCAAGACCAGCCAGUCGCCUGGCGUUCAGCGCAACAGUCCUGAGCACUCGUCCGAGUCCCGCUCUUCCCCUCAGUCGGUCCCUCGCUACGAUGGCAACGCCGACCCUCAGCGCCCUGGCACCACCCUCGAGAUCUCGUCGCGCAAUGUUAUGGAUUCGCUCGGCAUUGCUGCCUUCUUUGCCUCUCAGGGUAUGGCCGUCUUCAGGCAUGCAGACGUCAAGACUAACGAUGAGGACCAGCUUGCCAUGCCCAACUUCAUCCCGGCCCGUCCUGCCAAGCUCAACAUGCAGGGCAAGGAGGUGCCUGUCAAGUUGAACACGUUCAACGUCAUGCAGAUGCCCACCAAGCCCGUGUACCAGUACGACGUCAACGUCGGCUCCGGCACUGAGAAGCGUGGUCUCAUCAUGAACGUCUGGGAGUCGAAGACCGUGAAGGCCAAGAUUGGCAAGGGCUGGCUCUUCGAUGGCAACAAGAUUGCCUGGUCGCUUCACAAGAUGGCCGAUGCCAACCUUGAUGUUGAUCUUGAUGUUGAGCGCGGUCGCGACGUCCGUCCGGAGCGCAAGGGCAAGAACAAGCACCGGUUCUCCAUGCGCUGCACCAAGACUCUUCGCUUCGACCUUCUCGGCGCCUACCUCGCCGGCAAGACUGACUAUGCCAACGAGAUUACUGAGGCCAUCAUCUUCUUGGACCAUCUCAUGCGCGAGACUCCCUCUACCAAGUUUACGCAGAUCAAGAAGUCCUUCUUCGCCCGUGGUCAGAGCCGCGCUCCACUCGGCGGUGCAGUUGAGGCCUUCAAGGGUGUCUUCUCAUCGAUGAGAGUCGCCACCAAUCCCGCCAACAAGCCUUGUUUGACGGUUACGGUCGACGUCGCCAAUGGUACCUUCUUCCAGGAGGCCAAACUUCAGGAUGCCGUCCUGCAGAUGUUGAACAUCCCCAACCCUCAGGCCUUUCUCGGUGCCUACCAACAGGCUGUGGGAAAGGGCUGGGACAAGUCCAUGAUGAAGACGAACCUCAAGCGCCUGAGCAAGGUCAAGGUCAUCGUCGCCCACCGUAGAGACUCGGAGACCAACCAGCCCGUGUCGUACGUCAUUGACAAGAUCAUGUCGCGUACCGCCCAUGAGCACAAGAUUGAGAUUCGCGACGGCGACAAGCGCGAGUGGAUGACGGUUGCCGACUACUUCCGCCGCAAGUACAACUUGACUGUCAUCAACGGCCUGCCUUUGGUCAAGAUGACCAAGAAGGAGAUCUACAUGCCAAUGGAUGUCUGCAAGAUUACGCAGAACCAGAGGUACCCGUUUAAGCUCAACGAGAAGCAAACCAGUAGCAUGAUCAAGUUUGCUGUCACUCCUCCUCAGGAGCGUUGGCAGAGCAUCGACCAUGGCCUCAACAUGCUGAGCUGGCCCUCGGACCCUGCCCUUGCUCACUUCGGCCUCAAGAUCGACCCGAAGCCUGUCGUUGUCAAGGCACGCCAGCUUCAGCCUCCCCAGGUCACCUUCGGUGGUACGGGCAACCAGGCUCACGUUGCGCCCAACGAAGCCGGCAAGGGCCGCUGGAUGCUGCUUGGCAAGAAGUUCUUGGGCAAGAACACCGUCCCCCUCAAGUCUUGGGGUGUCUGUGUUGUCCAGGGCCGUGGUGCCGUGGACGCUGAGUCCGCCAAGCGCUUCUUCAACCGCUUCGUCGAGGUCUACAAGAAGCACGGCGGUGACGUCCAGAACGCCAAGUACCAACUCGUGCCCGGCAAUAUCCAGCAGGGUGCUGAGAUGGUGACGAACUUCUGGAACGCCACCGGCAAUAUGAACCAGUUCCGGCCUCAGCUCCUCUUCUUCGUCGUCCCCGACCGCAACUCGGAGACUUACAACCGCAUCAAGAAGAUCUGCGAGUGCCGCCUUGGUGUUGUUACGCAGUUCCUUCAGUCUGCCCAUGUCAUGAAGAACCAAGAUCAGUACCACUCGAACGUCUGCAUGAAGGUCAACGCCAAGCUUGGUGGUUUCACUUCCAAGGCUACUGGUGCUCUUGCGAAGAUUGCUCCCAGCAAUGCCAAGAUCCCGACCAUGGCCAUUGGUGCUGACGUCUCGCAUCCUGCCCCCGGUGCUCUCAAGGACGGAUCGACUGGCUCCUUUGCUGCCAUCACCAUGUCGCUGAACCCGACGCUGACCCGCUAUGCGGCUCAGUGCGACACCAACGGCUUCCGUGUCGAGAUGAUCUCCACCCCGAACAUUGACAACUUGCUUGGCCGUAUGGUCACUCACUGGGUCAAUGGCAUUGGCCAGGGCAAGCUUCCUGAGCGUGUCAUCUACUUCCGCGACGGUGUUUCCGAGCCCCAGUACCAGCACGUCCUGGAGCAGGAGGUUCGCGACAUCAAGAACCUCUUCAAGCGUAUCAACAUCAAGAACACCACCAAGUUUGUCGUCAUCGUCGCUUCGAAGCGCCACCACGUCCGCUUCUUCCCGGAGGGCCGCAACGGUGACCGCAACGGCAACCCGAACCCCGGUACUCUCGUUGAGACUGGUGUUACGCACCCCUUCCAGUUUGACUUCUACCUCUGCGCUCACUCGGCCAUCAAGGGUACCGCUCGCCCUGUUCACUACACCGUUCUUAUGAACGAAGCCGGCAUGAGCUCGGAGGAGAUUCAGCAGAUGCUCUUCGAGCACAGCUUCCAGUACAUCCGCUCGACGACUCCAGUCAGCCUCUUCCCUGCGGUGUACUAUGCUCACCUGGCGUCUCAGCGUGCUCGUGGCCAUGCUGCUGAAGGCAACCCUUCGUCCGGCAAGAAGCAGACUACCGAGCCCAAGGAGACGGCUACCUCCACUUCUGAGAAGACUCCUACUGAGGUUGCCCCCAUCACGCCCAUGAACAACAGUCAGGGCAUCGACUUCUCGAUGUGGUACAUCUGA
This is a messenger RNA of Lasiodiplodia theobromae, 2970 nucleotides long. RefSeq names its product Eukaryotic translation initiation factor 2. NCBI's taxonomy places the organism in Eukaryota, Fungi, Ascomycota, Dothideomycetes, Botryosphaeriales, Botryosphaeriaceae. Bases 1 to 2970 code for a protein of 989 amino acids. The record is from RefSeq and is a predicted model, not a curated record. Gene Ontology annotation, molecular function: RNA binding; protein binding. The transcript is spliced from 5 exons.